GCGACAGCGACUUGCUACUGGCCUACUGGCAAUGCGACCUACGCCCGCGACGAAUAUGAACACAUGCCCUGCUCCAACGACACCACAUCUCCACUCUCCACUAUCUGCUGCGCUCUGAAUCGCACCAAUCCAUCCGGCGGCGACAAGCUGUACGGCCGGACCAACGACGAGUGUCUCCCCAAUGGCGUCUGUCGAAACCGCGUGCUGGACCACGGCACGAUGCAGGUCAGCUACUGGCGGGAGACGUGCACGGAGAGAGACUGGAAGUCGGGACUGUGCCUGGACGUCUGCUCCGACGACUGGACGAGCGGGAACGGAACCACGGGCGCCGUCAUGACGCCCUGCGACGGAACAGAGAAGUCACUGACCUGGUGCUGCGGCAUAUCGACAGACUGCUGCAAGGACCCGACCAAGGUCAAGACGCUACCUUUCGAGUUCCGGGGCGCGAUCCCCAACACCGCAAGUGCGACGCCUAGACCGCUGGCCUCUGAGACGUCGAGUCCCACUCCCAGUGUGACUGCAGGAGGGGGAGGGUUGACGACGGGCGCAAAGGCUGGGAUCGGAGUCGGUGCUGUGGUGGGUGCAUUUCUGCUCAUCGGAUUGGGAUUCUUCCUCGCGAGGCGG
Messenger RNA from Aaosphaeria arxii CBS 175.79, 624 nucleotides. RefSeq lists its product as uncharacterized. Lineage: Eukaryota; Fungi; Ascomycota; Dothideomycetes; Pleosporales. The annotation marks the transcript as partial. The record is from RefSeq and is a predicted model, not a curated record. The transcript has a single exon.